Dendrobium catenatum is the source of this 591-nucleotide messenger RNA. RefSeq lists its product as uncharacterized. The transcript has a single exon. The record is from RefSeq and is a predicted model, not a curated record. Bases 1 to 591 code for a protein of 196 amino acids. Lineage: Eukaryota; Viridiplantae; Streptophyta; Magnoliopsida; Asparagales; Orchidaceae.
AUGGCAACUAACGGCGCUUCGUCGUCCUCCACCACGGCCAACUCCGGUGGCCAUCCAACUAUUUCUCCAUCUCUGAAGUUUGUAAUUUCUAAUCUAAAAUUCUUGGUUCCUCAUGCUCUCACCCCAGACAAUUUUUCGAUUUGGAGCACCCAAAUCGCUAAGCUCUUUAGAGCGAACGGUUUUGCUCAUUUUCUUGAUCCUCAAUCUGCAACCGAAAAUACAAAUCCCAAUCAAGAUUCGCAAGAUUUGUCGGUCACAGAUCAAAAUCUCGCUACUGCUAUGUGUUCUACCAUCUCUCCUUCCGUCUUGCCGUAUGUGAUUCAUUUGGAAUCCACACACGAAAUUUGGUCUACCCUUCAUUCUCGUUUUCAAGCUUCAAAUCGUUCAAAGGUCAUACAGCUCAAGAACGAGCUGCACAACAUCUCAAUGCAAAAUCUGACUAUGACUCAGUACCUCACCGAGAUCAAGAAAAUUGUAGAUCAAAUUUCCUCAGCUGGUUCUUCAGUCGAUUCGGAGGAUGUCAUAAUAUACAUUCUUAAUGGAUUACCGCCUGAAUAUCAGUCAUUCACUACUACCAUUCGCACUAUGUAG